Messenger RNA from Doryrhamphus excisus (bluestripe pipefish), 4718 nucleotides. It is a transcript of the gene zc3h18, whose product is annotated as zinc finger CCCH-type containing 18. Gene Ontology annotation, molecular function: RNA binding; metal ion binding. Gene Ontology annotation, cellular component: precatalytic spliceosome. NCBI's taxonomy places the organism in Eukaryota, Metazoa, Chordata, Actinopteri, Syngnathiformes, Syngnathidae. The record is from RefSeq and is a predicted model, not a curated record.
UAGCAGGAUGUUGCUAACGCUGUUAGCUUACAUUCGGGGCAGUAAUUCAUUGUUUGUGAAUUACUGCAGAUGCUGCCAGUGUAACCUUGACGCUUAAGUGAUUAUGGACGCAACUGCAGACAUUUAAGAUAUCCGAGUUAUUCGAUGAUUUAUGAAAGGUAGUUCUUAUUGAUCGAUGGUUAGCUUGCUGUCUUAGCUCCCUCGCGUCGUGGGCCUUGUUGCAGACUAGCACGACCCGGCUAUUAGCAUGGUUACCAGUCAAUGACCCUGCAGGUGUUUACGUACUUUGGAGUUUUGUCUAAUACUGUACAUACAAUAAAAUCUCACAAUGGAUACGCCUGAAAGCCCUACCCAGUCGCCUCAGUCUCCAUUGGAGAAGGAUCUUUCUGACAGUGAGCUACUGGAUUCUCCGGAGGAAGAGGAUAGGGUCAUCUCAGACAGUGAAAUACUCUAUGAAGAGAAUGGAGAUUUGGCUGAUGCGGAUGAGGAGGAGGAUACAGUGGAAAUCAGAGCAGGAGGUCUGACAUUACAGGAAGUGGGAGAAGAUGAUGAGGUUGUGCCUGAUUUUGUUUCUGAGCCGGAGGACGAGGAACCUGUAGCUGAAGCUUCUGUAAUGGGGCAGGAUAAUGAGACCAUUGUGCUGAUGGAAGGGGAUGAUGAUGAUGAUGACGACGAUAGGGCACAAGCUGGUGACUUGGAUGGAGAGGAUGAUGUGGAAGGAGAGGACGUAGAUGAUCAAGUAAUUUACACCCCUCAGUCUCCAGACUCCGAGCCAGAACAAGGCAGGAAUAUCAUCACUAAGAAAGACAGAGAUGUAUCGCAAGCUUAUGGAAACUGCAGAACUGUGUCAGGAGAGACUGGUGUAAAGGGGGAGGAGGAGGAUGAUGAUGAUGAUGAACAGGUAAACAGCACUGCAGAUGAGGAAGAAAUUUUGACUCUUCGAGCGGGGAGAGCUGCUGUCGUGAGAGAGAUUAAGGAAGACUCUGCGUCAGUUUCUCGAGAGCUGGAUGAACAUGAACUGGAUUAUGAUGAGGAGGUCCCAGAGGAGCCCAACAUCCCAACACAUGAGGAUGAGGAAGAUGAUGCAAAAGCCUUAGAAGAGGAGGACCGUGAUGACAAGAUUUUAAAGAGUGAGAAGAAACCUAUCCUUCCCCCGUCUCCCAAAGAUGGCGAAACUAGAAAGACCGAAGACUCCAAAGUGCGCCGUGAUUCAUUCAGGGACAAGAGGAAAGAGGAUGAUGGAGAGAUUGAUGAAGGCGAGAUUGAUGAUGAUGAUUUGGAGGAGGGAGAGGUGAAAGAUCCCACGGAUAGGAAGAUCAGACCACGUCCUAUUUGCAGGUUCUUCAUCAAAGGAAAUUGUACUUGGGGUAUGAACUGUCGGUUUAUCCACCCUGGCGUCAAUGACAAAGGGAACUAUUCCCUCAUCAGUAAACAGGACCUCUUUUCACCAAAUGGAGCACAACCUGCAGGACCCCUCCCACUUCUACCCACCAACCCCUGGGCUGCACCUGCUGUAGAGGAGCUCCCUCCACCACCUCCUCCUGUCGAACCUCCUGUGGAAAGUGCAUGGGAGAGAGGCCUCAGGCAUGCCAAAGAGAUGUUGAAGAAGGCCACCAUCCGUAAGGAGCAGGAGCCAGACUUUGAGGAGAAGCGUUUUAAUGUGACUAUUGGAGAGGAUGAGAGGGAAUUUGACAAAGAAAAUGAUUUCUUCAGGGAACGCAGCUAUCGCAUCAUCAGAGAUGAAAUGGACUUACGUGAGCCAAUAUAUGGUGAUGCAUAUGCUGAACCAUACUAUGAUUAUGAAAUGGAGGCCCUAUGGCGAGGUGGGCAGUAUGAAAACUUCAGAGUGCAGUAUACAGAAGCCCCUCUUCCUUACCAUUAUAGUGAGCGUGAACGAGAAAGGGACCCUCGAGAGCGGCACCGAGAUCGAGAGCGGGAGAGAGAUCACCGUGAGAGGGAGCGCCGACAGAGGGAACGAGAGCGGGAGAGAGAGCGGGAGAGGGAGAAGGAGAGAUUGAGGCGGAAAGAGGAGUGGGAGAGAGACAGGAUGAAGCGCGAUGACAAGGAGAGGCCGAAGAUGCGUCCUCCUCGAGACAUCCGAGAGAAGAAAGAUGAAAACAAACUCAAACCACAGUCACCUUUAAUUCUGCCACCUAACAGACCAUUGGAACCCCCCACAAAGAAAGAUCUUGUUCCAGUAAUGAGACAACCAGAUGAAUGGAAGGACCCUUGGCGUCGAUCAAAAUCCCCCCGGAGAAGAGCUGGACUGGGUUCCCCACCACGAGGUCGUCGGAGAAAUAGGCAUUCGGGUUCUUCUGUUUCUCUGUCAAACUCUUCCAGGUCUUCAUCUCACUCAUCAUCCUACACAGGCUCUGGAUCAUCUCGUUCCCGCAGCCGCUCCUCCUCAUUCAGCUCCUACUCCAGCCACUCUUCCCAUCGCAGUUCGUUCAGUGGGAGCCGCUCUAGGUCAAGAUCAUUCUCCACAUCUCCCUCGCCGACUCCAGCGGCACCAAGGAAUGCCAAAAACAAGCCAGACCUUCCUCCCGUGCUUGCUAAAGGAUUGCCAUUGAAGCAAGCUACUGCGCCGCCUCCACGCAGGGAUAAGCCUCCCAUAAAGAAAGCCCAGAGUCCGCCACCUGGCGGAGCAGUUGGCAAGCCUGUAAAGCCCUUGGCAGAGGGUGGAAAGCCUCCCAUCAAUCUUCGGGAGUCCGGAGGGAUGGUUAUUGGUGGAAGUGGUGGAAUGGGUAGACAUCUUCCUUCACGGGAACCUGUUAAACCUCCCAACCAGAGGGAAGGAAGGCAGAAAGAGCGGCAACAGCAUCCUCCUCGGAGGGCUCCAAAGACAUUUCAGCCUCCAGAGCCACGGGCGCACAGGCGGACAGUAAGCGGGAGUGUUAGUGGAAGUGGUAGCAGUUACUCUGGUUCAAGCUCCAGGUCCAGGUCCUCUUCAAAUUCCCUGUCACAUUCACGUUCCGGAUCCAGAAAAUCGAGAAAGUCCAGGUCUCUGAGUGUGAGCAGUGUGUCAUCUGUGUCGUCAGCAUCUUCAAGCAGCAGUUCCGUGCGCAGUGCAGACUCUGAGGACAUGUAUGCCGACCUAGCAAGCCCGGUGUCUUCAGCCAGCACUCGUUCCCCCACACCAGGUCACCCUCGUAAAGAGAGAGCGGCGCCGCCCCGGGAGCGACCUCCACAGAACCGAGAAAAAAACAGGAAUCAGUGUGCAGAGAGACCCUUAAAGAAAGAUGAACCCUUAAGAGAAGAUCGCAGAAAGGGGAACCCAUCUCUUGGUCCACCGAGAGGAGGCAACCCAAUGUCCAGGCCAGUUCCUGGAAGUAGAGGUGGUCACCCUGCACACCACCCUGCACACCACCACACACACCAUCCUACACACCAUCCUGCACACCACCUUGGUGGGACUAUGCAGCCCCCUGGAAACUAUGGAGGCUCAGGUUCCCAUAAAGAUAUCAAACUCACGCUUCUAAAUAAGGGCGAUAAGGGCAGUAGAAAGAGGUACCUCCCCUCCGACAACCGACCCGGUUCCCCCCUCAGCAAGAGAAUGGCCAUGUCUCCAGACAGAGCUCGUGAUAAGAGGAUACCAGGACGACCCCCACUAUCCCCUCGAAUGGAUCGACACAGAGGCCAAGCAGCGCGACCAAUGCCCCCCCAGGGCGACAGAAAACGUCCCCUGUCACCGCCCCCAAAAUCAUCUGGAAAAGGCCCUGCGGUGCAGUCUGGUAAACCUGAAGCUCCCGGCUCGGCUCCAGCUGCCGGUUCCAGCAAACCCAGCAACACACUGUCUCGCCGCGAGGAGCUCCUAAAACAGCUGAAGGCCGUAGAAGAUGCCAUUGCUCGUAAAAGAGCAAAGAUCCCCGGCAAAUAAACACGAGUGAACUCCCUCGCCUUGUUCAUCCGGCCGCCCCGACUGCACGCCAUUGAGAACCGAGGCAACUUUGGAGGUCGGAACUCUUUUCCCAGUGACUCCUGCUUUAGUCUGCUGCCUCCAAUGGACAUGCACAAAUGCUGUAUGGUUCUUGUGUACAUGGUGUAAGUGAACAAGCGGCCUCCGUAAGAGUUUUUUCACUCCCUUAUGCCCACAUUCUGCUGAGUUGCUCGUGGUUGACAAACACUACAGAACACAGGCAUGCUGGGAAGAAGGCAGGAAUUUCUCUAAUGACAUUUCCGAAAGAGAAAGUGUGCUUGAUCACGCUGGUCUGUCAGUGGAAAAAAAAAGAGAAUAAUAUCUAUGUUGUCCACCUGAUGACUUGCAGAUUUCUACAUAUUUAGGCUAUAAAUUUGACUACCCCUUGUCAAUUUUCUUCUUUUGUUUUCUGUAUGACGCGUUUAAGUGAACCCGGUCUGCAGGACUUCUUAUUCCUUCGGAACAAUCCAUUGCACGUCUCUAGUGCGCCAUUGAAAGUGAUGCUACAGCUUGUACAGUAUAGAAAACUAACUUUUUGACACUGUCACCACUUGUACAAUACAAGCAAGUCAUCAGGUGCUCUCUAGAGAAUUAUACACAACAGUGGUAAUGUUUGUUUUUGUUUUUUUUUAACAUAAAUCUACAGCAUUUUAUUUUCUUGUUAGCUCUUCUCAAGUUAUAAACCAAUGUUUUAAUUUGUGUCGUUUCUACUUAGGGGAGAGCAAGGUUGUAACGGGGACAUUUAGAGACACAAAAUCCUGCUUUUGUGACAAAAGCCUUCUAAAUAAACUAUUUUGAUAAA